This is a messenger RNA of Trametes versicolor FP-101664 SS1, 2164 nucleotides long. RefSeq lists its product as uncharacterized. The transcript has 10 exons. The record is from RefSeq and is a predicted model, not a curated record. Gene Ontology annotation, molecular function: protein binding. The coding region runs from base 32 to 2110 and encodes 692 amino acids. NCBI's taxonomy places the organism in Eukaryota, Fungi, Basidiomycota, Agaricomycetes, Polyporales, Polyporaceae.
CUCGCGCAUAUAGCCAUCCAAACUUCCCACCAUGCCCCCUAGAAAGAAAGCCAGGAAGGGAACAGCGCGCACCGAGCCUCCUACGAGUGGCACGCCUCCGAGUCAGGCUGCGGAGAGUGCUGUACUAGAAGGCUCGGCAGCUACGGAUGCAGGUCCCUCCAACCGCACUCCCCCUCGCCGCGCUAUCCGUGGGAGACGUGGUGGCCUCAAGGACAUACCCAACAUGCCGCUGGAUAUAUUGAUAGAGAUAUUCAGCUGCAUGCACCCGCGCGACCUGUUAAACAUCGCGCGCACGUCGAAGGCCUUCCGCGCUUUUUUGAUGAGUCGAAGUGCUGCGCCCUUCUGGAAGGCGGCGCGGAAGCAGGUCGAGGGUCUCCCUGAAUGCCCUUCGUUUCUAAGUGAGCCACAGUACGCCAACUUGCUGUUCUUCACGAACUGCCAUAACUGCCUGAAGCCGAACAUCCAGACUACGGUCUGGGAGAUCUAUGCUCGCUACUGCCAACCGUGCAAAGACAAACUGAUCUUGCCUGACGUGUUCAAUGGUCACGCUUUGUUGAGAGAAAUAAAGACGGAAGUCGAAGUGGACGUGACAGAAUUCAUCACCGUAAUAUAUGUUUCACAAACGAAGCAUGUGCCGUAUCACAUGGCUUGUUUCCAUCUCCCCGAAGUCUUGCGCCUUCAAGAAAAGUGGAAAGGAUGCACAACUGACAACGAGAAGACGCGCUGUAUUCAAGAACAAGCGGAUACUCUCAAGGAGAGAAAGGCUCCACUUAAUGCGCUGAGGCUUUGGAAGGCUGCUCAGCUAGAUGGUAGAGCCGCAGAAUUGGAAGCCAUCAGGCAAGCUCGGGUCCAGAGUAUCUUGGAACGGCUCCGGCAAGAGGGCUGGGAAGACGAAUUGGGUCGCAUGUCAAGAUACACCCUUCAUAGGCUCGAAGCGCUCAAGGUUGUUCGCAAGGCCCAGAAGCUCACUGAAAAUGCAUGGCGAUCUAUCCGGCAAGAAGUCGUAGACUAUGUGGAGGGAGUACGCACUGCCCGCCUCGCACACGAGCGACACCAGCUCAUUUGUGAGCGGCUCAACAUCCUACACGAUGUCAUCUCCGCCCGCGAGGAUUUGCAAGGACGUAGGACUGCCAAGUCGGAUAUCCAGGCUGGAUUUUCGGACCUGGCCUUGGCGCCUCAAUUCCAAGCACUCGCGGAGGCGCCUUCCACCACAGAGAUCACUCGGGCCGAUUUCGAGGCGUUGCAGGACACGAUACCCGCCCUCGCUGCUGAAUGGUUUGCAGAACGCAAAGCGGAGCUUCUUCCGAAGGUUGAGGCCGUCCUCAAAGCUCCAAACGGCGUCGACCCCCUCUCGCUCGCGAUCGUCACCUUCCACUGCGCCUCCUGUGAGCGCGAGGACCUCAGAUGGCCGAACAUCCUUGCGCACAAGUGCGUGCGCGGUUCGACCUACAUUGGCGCCCCGUACAAGCGCGCGCUAUCAACCGUUUGCGCAAAGAAGGGACAUCGGUUUCCUUGGCGAGAUCGCAAGAACGUGUUCUCAAUCAGCCCCAAGGUGGCGGCCGCCCGCUCUGUCGUCGCUGCUUGUGGGCUGGAUCCGGACAUGGCAACACACGAGGAGAUGGACGAAUGUGAGGCCAGGCUGGUUUGCACGGCUUGUUCAGCAGAUCCCAUGGUGCAAUGCCGGGAAGCAUUGGAUUGGUGGCGAGCGGUCGCGCACAAGCCGCCCGCGUUCAAGAUGGGACCAAAAUCUGGCUGUGGAGGCAAAUGGAAGGUCUUGGACGCCGAGCUCGCUGCGCGUGUUCGUGAGCGCGAGCAAGUCAUCACCUCGUCGCUGGCGGGCUUCGACAUGCACCUCCAAAUUACGGCCCCGUUGAUGUCCUGCACGCGCUGCCACCAUCGCAGCCGCACCGGUGUGGUCGAACAUUGCAAAAGUCAGCACAAUGUCGCAGACCCGCAGGCCGAGGAAGACUUCUACAUCUACCCGGAUUGUCGGCCGUUCGCGCGGACCGUACGUAUCUACCCUGAGAAGACGGAUCCCUUGUCGAGUUUGCGUAUAAGCGCAAGCGUUGCACACGGCGCCGGGAUGUAUUCCUCCGCCGCCUUUGAGUAGGACCAACCCCUCACAUCGAGCAUCACACAGUGACGCUCCCCGGUCUUCGUGUCU